AUGAAGAUCUGCGUGGCCACCAUUCUGUCAAUCGCCCUCCUUCUGGGUAACUCUGUCAAGCUCCGAGCUUCCGUUACUGGGCCGGUUCCCUCGGACGGUGAUGGUCAUGCGUCUCAGGUUUGUCAGCAGUGCUGCCAGGGACCUGCUGCCAUACCCGGUAUACCAGGUCUGCCUGGGCCAGUAGGACCGAUAGGGCCGUACGGUCAGCCGGGGUCAAAGGGCGAUAAGGGUGAGUUAGGUCAUAAAGGUGAGAUUGGACAGAUCGGACCUGUGGGUGAGCGGGGAGCAGCUGGGAACAAUGGGUCUAAAGGUGACGGCGGGAUAGGCCUACCUGGAAAGGUAGGUCCCAGGGGAACACCAGGUUUAGUUGGAGCAACCGGGAAAUCUGGUGUCAAAGGUCAAAAGGGUGAGCCAGGGGAGUCACCAGCCGACUCCAACCUGCGGGUAGCAUUCACCGUGGUCAGGACGAGCAGCUCGGUUACCUCUUCGAGUCACGACACCCGUUUGCCCUUCCAGCAGACCACGACGCUUCUGUCGGGUACCACAUUCGACCUCGAGACUGGCACAUUUACGUGUAGUGUGCCGGGCACCUAUGCGUUCACUUUUUCGGUAUGCAAAUAUCAUUCCACCUCAGACCUUUGGGUUCAUCUUAGGGAAAACAGCGACUGGGUUGUCACUGCCCAUGGCGAUCAUGCAAGCGACAAUGAUCAGUUGUCUGGGAGCGCAGUGCUGGUUCUACAGAGAGGAGACACGGUGUAUCUAACAAUGCAAGGUAAAGCGUGGAGUCAUCCCACCUUUCGAAGUGCCUCAUUCAGUGGCUUCCUCCUUUACCCUGAAUAG
Patiria miniata (bat star) is the source of this 840-nucleotide messenger RNA. Its product is annotated as collagen alpha-1(X) chain-like. Gene Ontology annotation, molecular function: protein binding. The record is from RefSeq and is a predicted model, not a curated record. The transcript has a single exon. Lineage: Eukaryota; Metazoa; Echinodermata; Asteroidea; Valvatida; Asterinidae. Bases 1 to 840 code for a protein of 279 amino acids.